Neohortaea acidophila is the source of this 612-nucleotide messenger RNA. Its product is annotated as immunoglobulin E-set. Gene Ontology annotation, cellular component: cytosol; membrane; cytoplasm. NCBI's taxonomy places the organism in Eukaryota, Fungi, Ascomycota, Dothideomycetes, Mycosphaerellales, Teratosphaeriaceae. The record is from RefSeq and is a predicted model, not a curated record. Gene Ontology annotation, molecular function: protein binding; Rho GDP-dissociation inhibitor activity. Bases 1 to 612 code for a protein of 203 amino acids. The transcript is spliced from 4 exons. Gene Ontology annotation, biological process: Rho protein signal transduction.
AUGGCUGGUGUCGGAAAUGCCCCUCACCCCGACGAACUGCAGCCCGAGCAGACGGAGGGUUUCAAGGUCAGCGAAAAAAAGACCAUAGACGAAUACCACCAGCUCGACGCACACGACGAAUCGCUCAAAAAAUGGAAAGCCUCGCUCGGCCUGGGCGGCACCGGCGCCUCCACGUCCGACCCCAACGACCCGCGCAAGGUAAUCAUCCACUCCCUCGGACUGGAAGUCGCCAAUCGCCCGGACAUCAUUAUCGACCUAAGCAAACCCGGCGCGCUCGAAACGCUGGACAAGCAGCCUUUUACUAUCAAGGAGGGCGCGGCGUUUCGGAUGAAGGCGAGGUUCAAGGUGCAGCAUCAGAUUUUGAGUGGGUUGAAGUAUGUGCAGGUUGUGAGUCGGUUGGGGGUGAAGAGUAAGAUGCAGGAGAUGAUUGGCUCGUACUCGCCCAACUCGACUGACAAGCCGGAGUACGAGAAGAAGUUCGAAACCGAAACCGCCCCCUCGGGAAUGCUGGGCCGCGGACACUACGAGGCGGUCUCGAAGUUCAUCGACGACGACAACCAGACGCAUUUGCAGUUCAAGUGGUCUUUUGACAUCAAGAAGGACUGGCAGUAG